GGCCGGGCCCCAAAGGCUCGGUGCUGCCCGGUCCCAGAGGCUCCUGGCCGGUCGGAGGCAUGGACUGCGGCGUGAUCACCUCCAAGACCGUGCUGCUGCUGCUCAGCCUCGCCUUCUGGGCGGCGGCAGCUGGUCUCAGCUAUGUCGGGGGCUACGUGAUGAACACCUACAGGAGCUACGACAACUUCCUGCAGGACAAAUACGCUCUGCUGCCAGCCGUCAUCAUCCUUUGCGUGGCUGCCGUCAUGUUCAUCAUCGGGCUGCUCGGCUGCUGCGCCACCUUCCGGGAGUCUCGGGUCGGCCUGGGGCUGUUCUUGGCCAUUAUCCUCAUCAUCUUCAUCGCCGAAGUCUCCGCUUUUGUCCUGGCGUUUGUUUACAGGGAAAAGGUAAAAACUGACGUCCAAGGCACAAUGCGUUCAGUCUUUGAGAAGUAUGACGGGAAGAACUCCGAGUCUGCUGUGGUGGAUUACUUGCAAGAAAACCUUCAUUGCUGCGGGGUAAAGAACUACAGCGACUGGACAAGCACGCAGUGGUUUAAUUCCACUGGGAAUAACAGCGUCCCCCUGAGCUGCUGCAAGCCAAAUCUGAAGAACUGCACGGGGAGUCUGGAUCAGCCACAGGACCUCAACACGCAGGGCUGUUCAGGGGAGCUGGAGUCCGGGCUGCAGAGCGUCAUCAGCUACGCUAUGCUUGUAAUCCUGGGCUUUGCCAUUGUAAAGUUCUUUGGCAUGCUGAGUGUCUGCGUGCUUACUUGCAGGCGAGAAGACAGCGGGUAUCAGCCUCUUUACUCGGGGGUGUUCGCUUAAGAAAACGCAAAGAUCGCUCUUCUUUUGCUUCCUGAUGGUGAAACAGAUUUGGAAAGAUGAACGCUAAAGGACAAUUUACGACCUUGCUAAAUGUUUUGCUUUAAUUACGUGCAACGGAAAGAACAGUUCGUACUGAUUAGGAAAAGUUUCUUGUGGGUGACUUGAAGUGGCAGUAACUUAACCCUGCUCGUACAUACCACAGCUUUCGGUCACGUUGUUGUGGAUUCGGAUUUGUGACUUUUUCUAGGUAGCAACAGAUGGCGUAAUAGGCUCCAGAAAGAAGCCUGCUUCUGCAGUUCUUCCCUGUUCCCUCAAAACGAGCAGGAGAAACGUUAUUUUUAAUCGCUACACUGACUGAGGCUGCGGGAGCAGAUUCAGUUGCCUGCACAAACAUCACAUGCGCUUAACCGGCGUAAGAAACUCCCGAACGCAAGGUUCAAAUAUUCUUCAUAAGCACGGGGAGAUGGGAUAUGUUUUCUCUGCAUCUGAUGGUGGUUCAAUUUUUCCUCCUUGUAAUGGUCAUACGUUGUAAUUCAGUUUCAAAUGUGAACAAUCCCAGGCCAGGAGGGGAUGUGCGUCUGGGACAUGUCUUCUUUUGGUUCAUUUUGCCUUUUUGUUUUUAAUUUGACAUUAAAAUUCGCUUAUGAAGCAGGGUUUUUUUUUUUUCUCUCUUCUGCUUUUGCUGAUGCAUUUAUGCUUUGUCUACCCAAAGACAGACCGUGUCUGCGAGAGAGAUGCAGAUGAAUACAGGAGCUGGAGGAAAAGGAUCAGCGUGGUUAUGCAGAAGGGAUGACUGGAAGGGCUAGUGCAGAGUUCUGUGUGUCACUGAACACAUCUGGCUGCUUUUCACAGCUAAAAACGUUACCAUAAUACAUUCUUGUUCCCCAUUAGCUGACCAAGCAAUGUUGUUAACCUGUUGGUCUUAUGACUGAUAGGUUUCUUCUCCUUAAAGGUCUGCUGACCACGGUCAUUUCUUGGAUUGCACCACUUCUUUAAAAAUGGUCCUUCUUUAACAUGUCUGUAUGCUAAUCCAUGUCUUGGAUCUUUAGGAUUUUUAGAGCUGUGAUGUGGGGAGGGAGAAAACUGAGCUAUUCUUGGUUAGAGAAUUAUGGAAAAGGAGCAGCAUAUUAGCAUAUUUUCUCUUUGGAGAGAUAGCAGUCUAUUCUGAGCAGCAAACCUUUGUAUCUGUAGCCAUUUAG
This is a messenger RNA of Oxyura jamaicensis (ruddy duck), 2005 nucleotides long. RefSeq names its product tetraspanin-36-like. Gene Ontology annotation, biological process: protein maturation; protein localization to plasma membrane; regulation of vascular endothelial growth factor signaling pathway. The record is from RefSeq and is a predicted model, not a curated record. NCBI's taxonomy places the organism in Eukaryota, Metazoa, Chordata, Aves, Anseriformes, Anatidae. The transcript is spliced from 7 exons. The coding region runs from base 60 to 806 and encodes 248 amino acids. Gene Ontology annotation, cellular component: membrane.